Molecule: messenger RNA, 1089 nt
Organism: Papaver somniferum (opium poppy)
Lineage: Eukaryota; Viridiplantae; Streptophyta; Magnoliopsida; Ranunculales; Papaveraceae
Exons: 1
Coding region: 1-1089 (362 amino acids)
Source: RefSeq, a predicted model, not a curated record
AUGGAAAGAAAAAGAAAAGAAGAUGUGAAGAGAAAUAGUUUGCGUCUCAAGGCAACAAUUGAAUGUUUAAUGUGGCUUGCUUUACAACAAUGUGCAUUCAGAGGUCAUGAUGAGUCAAAAAGUUCAAGGAAUCGCGGGAAUUUUAUUGAGUUGUUAAAGUUUUCAGUAAUACUUAAUGAAAAUGUGAAUUCAGUUGUUUUGGAAAACGCUCCUGGAAAUUCCAAAUAUACGUCACCGAGUGUUCAAAAAGAGAUUUUGAGCAUUAUAUCUAACAGAGUUAGAAGUAAGAUUCGCGAGGAAAUUGGGAAUGCUAAAUAUUGUAUACUUGUUGAUGAAUCCAGAAACGAUUCCAAGAAAGAGCAAAUGGUGAUUGUUUUAAGGUGUGUAGAUAUGUAUGGUUGUGUUCAAGAAAUGUUUUUUGAUAUUCAACGUGUUGAUGAUACACGCGCAUUAACUUUGAAAAAAGGAAUAACAAAAAUCCUUAAUUAUUAUGGUCUUGAAAAUGAAAAUAUGCGAGGGCAGGGGUAUGAUGGUGCUAGUAAUAUGCGAGGUCAGUGGAAUGGAGCAAGUGAUCCGAACGUGACUGCUAAAGUUGGUGAAGCUCAAAGUAUUUCUGAAGAAAUGAGAUCAUUCAGGUUUGUCUUUGUCUUGCAUUUGAUGUAUAAAAUUAUGCGAAUUACUGAAAUAUUAUGUCAAAGCCUACAAAAGAAAACACUAGACAUUGUUAAUGCUAUGUCUUCAGUCUCAACCACAAAAUCUCUACUUCGAGAAUUGAGAGAAGAAGGUUGGGAAGAUUUUAUUACAACUGUGGUUAAAUUUUGUGGUAAACAUGAUGUUCAUACACCUAAUAUGGAGGCUCUCUAUAUGGAGGGUACGGGUCGUUCUUGUCAGCAGCGUGAUAAUAUCACAGUAGGCCAUCAUUAUCGUGUUGAUAUAUUUAAUACUACAAUUGAUUGUCAGUUGUUAGAGUUGGAUCGUAGGUUUCCAGAAGACACAAUAGAAUUACUAAUUCUAAGCUCGUGUUUGGAUCCUAGAAGUUAUUCAAUGUGGAUAGUCUUUGUGAUCUUGCUAAGAAAUUCUACCCUCUAG